Komagataella phaffii GS115 is the source of this 747-nucleotide messenger RNA. RefSeq lists its product as hypothetical. NCBI's taxonomy places the organism in Eukaryota, Fungi, Ascomycota, Pichiomycetes, Pichiales, Pichiaceae. The transcript has a single exon. The coding region runs from base 1 to 747 and encodes 248 amino acids. The record is from RefSeq and is a predicted model, not a curated record.
AUGCCUAUUGAACUAGUUCUGUCUCCAAUAAUGAGACCAGUGGUGGUGGCCAAAUCUUUGGUGUUCCAUCCGCAUCGACGAGCAUCUCGGUACGUGCCCAGGGUUGUCGAACUUACAGACACCCCUUCUGAGUAUGCUAUUAGAAAAAGAUUUGGAACCGGUUCAAAGGUGUUUGAUGUGUUUGAUACCCAAGCCGAAGGAUCAGGCCCAAUUGGUCCUACAGAUGCUUCUCAGAGGAUAUUCUGGUUUGUCCGUUCUAGAUCUGUCAAGGGAGCUUACAAGAUGUAUUCAUCUAGCAUCACAAACACAGGACCUAAUGGUGAAGACGAACCCGUUGCCGCUGUUAGAGCUGGAUUGAGAUCCAAUGUUCUGUUGAUCAGAGCCCCAGACGUGCCUGCGGCAGAACUAGGAUGGCAUGUUAUCAACCACCGUGUGGAUGCCAAUGACAGUUAUAGAAUGUUCACAUUAGCUGAUGGAGUAACUUAUCAAUGGACUUAUAAGGGCAAAUGGUUAGAGAGAGUCACCAAUGUAGGAGAGAAAGAAUCUGAAAUCAGGGAAAGGAUAGGCCAAGUUGUGCCUGCUGCAGGAGCAGGAUUCACCUUGAGGGUAGACGAGACUAAAAUUCCAAGAGAGCUGGCCAUAUCCACUGCUUUAUGCUCAUACAUUGAUCAAUGGAACACUCAACUAGAAGUUGGUGGUAUAUACUAUGCUUCUCAACCAUACCAAGUGAGAUGGAAGAGAGAUUAG